UACAAGGACGUCACGGUAAUUGGUGCAGAGUUGCUUGUGAGAUAAUUUUUCACCGAUAGUGUCAUUUCUGAAAGCAGCUACUGUACGGUUGGAAACUCAGCAGCUACUAGAAAGACUUCUUGUAAAUCUUUCAGAAGAAUAUAUUAAAUGAUUCAGAUAGGCAUACGACUGGUUUGUGAAAGGUGGCUGGAACUAUGUUAAGGAAAGAGUUGCAUUAUCUAUACCUGUUAUCAAUUUUUUGUUGGAAAUACUAAUUUAUUGAUCUCUACAUCAAAUCAAAUCGAUGGCAUACAAGUGUGAGUUCUACAUGUUUAUCAAGUCAGCCUCAGUUUCCAGAUCUGACGACUGAAGACAUCAUCGAAAGAUGGCUGCUUGACCUUGCAGCUAUAGACGUACUUUAAGACCACUUCGUUCAGUUCAGAUCUUUAAAGGUUUGCCCUUUCUUUCCAAAGUUUUCUUUUAUGGAUAUCGAUAUUAAACGCCGGUUAUCAUCAUCCCUUCCAUGUUGUUUAAUAUUCAUCCGUCCGCCGGAAAUAUAACUUUAAUUUCACCUACACAAAUUUGAAACCGAGAUAACAAGACCUGUCAUCAUUAAAACCUGUUUGAGGAAAGCGUCCUAGCGAAAAGAGUCAAAAGAGCGCCAGAAUCAAGGGCAAAGUGACGAAAUUAGCCGCUGAACCAUUCUAAUGGAUGGGACUUCCACAGUACCGGAGUCGAAAGGAUAUUGGAUCUGAAUUGGGAUCGACGAAUCAUUAUCACAUUGGUGGAAAGUUACACGGCUCAUAUCAGUAGUUGGCAGUGGAGCAGGACGGAUCUAGUUUAGCUAUUGUUCUUUUUAUUAUGGUUCCAUAGUGUCAUAGGGCGGAUGCUAUCUAAUGCAGAGACGACUGAUCUGAAUAAAUGCCUGUGUAAAUAUUGAGCUGUUAGACAGGAUGCUGUGUUGCAACACUAAGGGAAUUUACACCGAUGCUUACAUCAUUUUAACAAAUCGGUUUGGAUUUUCGUCACAUUGAGGACAAAUCAACAAUGAUUCACCGUACAUUUAUCUAUUCGUUGGAAACCAUUUGAUUUCAGUGAGACAGUAUACAGCGUCGUCAUUCGGGUUUUCUCAUCGACUUAAAGAUCACGUUUCUAUAUACAGUAUAUGCCAGUUCUAUCAAAUAUCAUAAGAGAGAAAGAGAGACUAGCUGCUGGAAAAUACUGCAUAACAGGAUGGUUGACGAUACAUCAAAGCGCAAAUGAGUCGGAAUAUUUUCUGUUAAAUAUUGUGUGUGAAUAAGAUAACUACUCAAGAAAGUAAAGAUGGAAAUCAGUUAUUAUAUCUUGGUGUUGCUUCAGCUUCUGUCGACGAUGAACUAUGGACUUGGAGCAUCGGGUGGAGGCACUCCGAUAAACGGUGUCGACAUGGAAUGGCAAGAAAUCGUGUCGACGCACCUUUGCCCAUUGAUUGCCUGUGAGGGUUGGUGUGAUUGUAGCGAGGUGGAAUCUAACUUUAUAUUUGCCAAUACGACUGUCGAUGAUGCUUCUCCUGAGUGCUGGAAUAAAAGUUUCUCCGAAGACGGCAAAUUAAGACGUUACACCGACUGCGACCCGGUGGUACUAGACUCAGGUUAUUUCAGAUGGUGGCCCCCGAGUGGAGGUGCUCUCGUUCAAGGAAAGGAUUGUUUGCCGUAUGCGAUGGCGGGAGCACUUCUGGAGCGAGUCAGAGGCGGUGGCAAUGGACUCUACUGGAAAGUGUGUCUCACUGACGACCAAUGUCUAAAUGUCACCGAACUAUGUACGUCUCCACCUCAAGGAGAUAGCUGCAGUAUAUGUAACAGGGGUACCAACACGGCAACGAGUGUCCCAACGCCUCGUCUACCGGGCGAAGGAACUCUUACCACAUCGUCAUCCGGUCCACCCGUACCUAGCGGUCUUCCACCCGAUUCUGGAAAUACAGGAAACUUUACAGGACCCGGACUUAUUCCAGGAGAGCUGAGAACAUUCAUAAUCGGAGUUGGUGUUGGUGUAGGUGUAGCUGUGUUAUCUUUUAUCUUGGUUUGCUGCUUAGUCAUUUACAUCCGCCGGAAGAUGAACAGGAAUAGCCAUCAAGAUCAACAAACAGACAGAUCGGACUACCCGCCAGUGGACAGCAACCAUUACAGUACCAUUGAAAGACUUCCCCAUCACGGUAAUGGUAGACCUGUGUUUACGAUAUCUCCUCAAUCAUCGGUUGAAUCGGGAAGUCCCAAAACAAAGAAGAAAACGAAAAAGAAGAGCAAGAAGCCAUUGACGUCAUCAAACGAUCUGAAGCUUGAACCAGUAACAACUGGUCCCUACGCGGAGUAUUACCAUGACAGAUCAACGUCAAGCUAUGCUGGCUUACAACUGGUGCAAAGUGACUCUGCACUACUAUCACGAGGGAACCACACAUCAGCCUCAUUCAACAUAUUUGCAGAAUACCAGGAGCCCAUUGUGCCUAAAUCUGUAAAUAGACCUAUGUGCAUGUUCGACGACAAACGAAUGAGCACGUCUUCUUCUUUUAAUUCGUUUAAACUGCCAGGUGAAUAUAUUGAUCCAGUAGAUCUUAGUGGACCAAAGAAACCUACAGUUGAUGAUAAAGACAAAGAACCUGCCAUAAAUGGUGGCAGCGGUGAGAUGUCUCCGGAACAUGUUACGUCCAAACACUUUAAGCAAAGGAGUGACGAAAACACAACAUCUUCAUCCAUGUGGCAGGGCAAGCUAAAAGGCAAGCAGAAGAAGGUAGAGGCAUCAGCUUCUUGCAAGGAAUCGAGCAGCAAACAAAGUCCUAGUCCACCCGACGGUGCCAAAGAUGGAGCUUUAUUUCAAGAAUUGGUAGCAACACUAAGUAAGAAAAAGAAGCCUGUGUCGAAGUCGGAAUCUACUCCACUUGAAAUCGAAGGUGAGAAUCCGUAUGCGGAGGUUGGCGAAGCCUUCUUUUCGAACGAAUCCCCAAGGAUAUCACGCCAACGCAGUCACAGUCAACCAAUGGUUUCUACCCUUUCUGGAUAUCGUACCUACGAAGAAAUCAAACCAACGGGUUAUCACGCAAAGAACACAGAUGACCAAACAGACUUAAGUGUUUUCCCUGAUGCUAAUCCAUAUUUUGAGUUGGAGGAUCCAAAUGCAUCAAGGAAUCACUACUUUGAGCUGGAAAAUUUGAAUGAGGAAACCAACAACAAGCAAUAUUUUGAGAAACCUAGUAGUUUGCCUCCAGACACCAAGAAGAGAAAGAAGCGUGAUGAGCAGAAAUCAUACCACGAUCAACAUGAAAAAACAGCUACAAUCUAUAAAAAUGAUAAAUGUGCAAUCAGUGGCUCCGUGUUUAGACACAACCACUUUGAUGUAUGUGUUGACAAUGACUCCACCAUGAGUCAUUUAAAUGGUGCGGCCUCAAAGACACCUACAUAUUUUCAGUUGGAGACCCCUCGAGAGAGGUCGAGUCUAGGAUCUAUGGCCCAGGACUAUAUGAGCUCGUCAGAAAACGAGUUUGGUAAUGACCGGAAUAGCCGAGCAGAAGGAACAUUAACCUUCUAUCCAGGAGGGAGGAAAAGAUCCUCGACGUAUAGUUUGGAAGAACAAGCAUAUGACAAACUCAACCGCAGUGCAAGGAGUAGUCGUGUCAGCAACAGAAGAAGUAUGAUAAAUACCAGUACCCCUACAGCGCCUGAUGGUCCUUACUCAUGUAUCUCUCCAAGUGAAGAAUAUAAUCAACUCUCAAGGCCCUCAACGUCCAAAACCAAGAGCAUGAAGAAAAAAUGAAUCAAGGAGGAAAAAAGACUCUAGAAUAGGCAAUUCAGAUUUGGAAUGACCCUCGAAAUGAAAAAAAAAGAUGUAGUGGUUCAGUUACUGUCAAAAACACUCCACGGGGAUAAUGUUUUUUUUUUCUUCCAACUGCAACAUAUCGCUGAUACCAAUAGAAUGAUUGGUGGUAACCUAAAAAUCUAGUUUAUGAGUACAUUUGGUUUUUGGAAAAUUUAAAAAGCAGGCCUACAGAAAGUGAAUGAAUAAAAAAAGUAGAAUGAACAGGGUACAAAUGAUAGAAACACAGUGUUAUACAUCACAGUGCAGUAAACAAUAACAUAUUGAUUAAAAAGUGUUGGACUAGAUGUUGAUAUAAUUCAAUUCAGAUUACAUUUGCAGCUUCCUGUACAUGGUAUACUAUUUAAAGAGUAUCCCAAGUCCCUGAUUAAUGUUAAAGUGUACCAAUCACCUAAAAAGAUAAUUUGUGCGCAGCUAGAAUUUAUAAAAUCGAUCUAUAAAAUACCUCACCUGAAGUUCUAUGGGCUAAUGGAUAAGGAGUAUGAAGAAAAUAAAGAAUAACAUGGAACCGUGCACUUUCAGCCCCCUGUUUUUUUGCGAGCGCAUAUGCCAUGUCAAGUAGUUUAUUUACAAGUCACUUUUAUGGUAUUUAAGAGUGUAUUUAAACGUGCAAACUGUAUCUAUAGAAGUAAUGUUUGAAAGUAAUUAACAGAACAAAAUAUAUUUUGGUGAUUGGUACACUUUUAAAUAUUCUUGUAAUGCAAUCUUAAAUUUGUAAGACUGUACUGGCAAUAUUAUCACAUUCAAUAUAAAAUCCAUGUAGUUUGGAACUCAUUACAAACAAACAAAAACAAAUCAUGUUUAUAUACAAUGUCUUCGAUUUAUGACUAUUGUACGGAAGAUUGUCAUUCAUAUGCGUUAUUGCUUAUAUCCCUUUCUGCCAGUUGAUCACUUUUUUGGUUGAAGAUGGAAAUUAGAAGUUACAAUAUAAUAUUUGUAUACCUGUGUUACAAUACCGUCAUUCUUUAUGAAAGUGAUGGUUUGACUGUUAAUCAAAAUGCUCAAUUUCAUAUGCUAUGGAUAUGGAAAUGGUUUGUUAUAUUAUGAGGGUAUUUUAUACUUAAAGGGGAAGCGUACCCUGAUAUUAAUUUGGUUUUUAUAGAAAAAAAUAGAGAAACAGGGCAGUGAGGGUUUGAGCAAAAGAACCGAUUAAACCUAAGAAAGUUAUGAAUUUUUGAAGGUGCAAUCAAUAAAACAUAAAUUGCGAGCUCCUUCCCACAUGCCCUAUACUUAAAACCUUGACAAAACCUAAAUGUUAUUGUUUUGAUCAUACUUCCAUCCUUAAUAUAAUUAUUGCGAAUCUAUUCCGUCAUCAAUAACUAAGAAAAUGAAAGUUUAUGAAAUUUUCUGUACAGAGCAAUUUGUGAAGGAGCUCGCAAAAUACGUCAGUGUUGCCGAUUUGUGUUUCACUGAUGUCAACUUAAAACAUUACUAACUUUCCUAAUUUGUUUCUCUCAUUUUUCAGCUUUUAUUGAAACCAAUUUAAUUUCAGGGUGGGCUUCCCUUUAAUCAUUGAAUUCCAAAAACAUAUUUGAGGAUCAGUAUCUUGUAAAACCUUCCGGUAUAGUUCACUAUUCAAUGAUUGGUAUUUUUUAAUGUGGAUUCAUGCAGAUCUCAUGAAUAAUGAUGAUUUUUGAAAGAAAGCUUUUGUUUUAAAGAGAUUUGAUCACUGAUAAAAUUGUAUUCCUUAAAUUAGCAACAUAAUGAGAACCCGUUAAAAAAUAAGAAUUCCAAAAUGCACACGAAAUGUCACAAUCUCUAUUUUUCACAUAUUUAUAUUUUUACAAGUAUAAAGUAUAAAAUAAGUUUACAAUUUUUAGGGUAUUAAUAUUAUAGUGUAUAUAAGUUGUGUUAUACUGUAAAGUUGUAUAGAAAUGACAAUAUUGUGUUAACUUUAUGAACAGAAAAAAAAAUAUUGACAUGUUACUGUUCAUCUAACUCUCUGCUGCUCCCAAUGUUUAUUGAAGGAAGACACUGCCAUUUUAUUCUAGAAUUGUUCAAUUUGAUUAUGAAUUCAGAACUUUCAUUUGAGUUUUUAAUAUUUAACCUAACUUGAAGGUGAAUUAUCCUUUAGAUUGUAUGCCUUAAAUAUGUACAUUAGACAACCACAUCCUCUUGUCAUAAUAAAUAUUGUGACUUGUGUAGCACUCACAUCCCUUUCCUGGAUUUAUCUAGGAAUUACAAGCAGUUAAUACUGGAAAAACCCAUUCUACAACAUGAAAUACCAUAAAUAAUCAAAUCCAUAAACAUUACGAAUAACAAGAGGUAUUUGUUUCAUAAAGAGCAUUUAAUCUGUAAAUAACUAUGGCUACUCAGUACUUUUAUGCAUAGAUGUGUAUAUAAAUGAUUCAUGUUUAGACAAUCUUGCAAAAUAUAUUACUGUACAAUUCUACGAUGUAAAAUAUCUUUAUCACUAUUGUGUAACUUAUAUAUUGCACCGACUGCCACCAAAAAAAAAUAUGCAUGGCGAUGUAUUGAAAUGGACCUACUACGAAAGUAGGUCCAUGGUAUUACAAAGAAACUAAGCAGCUUUUUCACAAGUCAUAAUAAAAUUGAAUUGCUGUUUCAAUAAAUAUGUGCAAAAUUA
Messenger RNA from Strongylocentrotus purpuratus (purple sea urchin), 6409 nucleotides. RefSeq lists its product as uncharacterized. Lineage: Eukaryota; Metazoa; Echinodermata; Echinoidea; Camarodonta; Strongylocentrotidae. Bases 1303 to 3762 code for a protein of 819 amino acids. The record is from RefSeq and is a predicted model, not a curated record. The transcript has 7 exons.